Messenger RNA from Papilio polytes (common Mormon), 1404 nucleotides. It is a transcript of the gene bonsai, whose product is annotated as 28S ribosomal protein S15, mitochondrial. Gene Ontology annotation, cellular component: ribosome. Gene Ontology annotation, molecular function: structural constituent of ribosome. The record is from RefSeq and is a predicted model, not a curated record. Bases 535 to 1362 code for a protein of 275 amino acids. Gene Ontology annotation, biological process: translation. NCBI's taxonomy places the organism in Eukaryota, Metazoa, Arthropoda, Insecta, Lepidoptera, Papilionidae. The transcript is spliced from 5 exons.
CUUCUGAAGUCUUACUAACCACCAUGAAAACGUUUUUUUGCUAUGCAGAUGUUAAACUGUUUAGGUCAGUGCAUUAAUAUUGAAAGUAUGCUUUCACAGUUGCCACUAUUAUUGUCAUAUCUAUUGUAUUCUAUUAAUGUUUUGAUAUACCAUUGAGACUGGUCCAAAAAGUUAUUUAGUCCAAAUAGCACUUAACGAUUGAGCUCUAAAUGAAGAUCAUUGCUUGGAAAUGACAGUUCAUGCUUCGUUCCAACAGAAACAUGCCUGUUGAUAUUAAUAAGAAUUUAUUCCAUUUUUAUUUUUAGUUCUAAUUACCAAUAGCGACAAUAUGACGAAAAUCAAAUAUGCACAAAAUACUACUUGUAGCCUAUCUAUUUAGAGAGAUCACUACACCAAACAUUAAAUACAUGCUCUUUGGUAUUGUAAUGUCAAAUUGACAUUGAUUAAUUCAUGUCAAAAAGUCAAAACCAAUAUUGGUGAAACGAAUAAUUUCUAGGCGAUUUUCUUUUAAAUUAAAUUAAAAUUAGUUUUAAAAUGCUUAGGCGAUUAUAUCCAUUGUUAAUCCAAUCUCGCACUAUUAAACACACCGUUGACAUAAAAUGGGUACGACCGGAAUACAUACCAGCUUACAAAGCUGAGAGAUCUGGUGAUUUGGAAGCCGUCCCGCCUAUUCCGGAAACAGCGUUAGGACAAGAUUACGCUUUAAGCGAAGAAGUUAAAGAUGCACCAGAAGCUGUUAAAAAGAUAUUCUCAGUUGGUCAUCUUGGAAAGAAGGAAUACAAUACAUUGGUGAAGACACAUUACAUGAACAAAGUGAGAAGACAUCAAUAUGAUGAGCAUACCACGGAGACAAGGAUUGCCAGACUUACUGGACAUAUAAGAUGUUUACAGGACACAAUGGAGAAAGAUCCCAAAAAUGUUAGUGCAAAAAAAUUUGCUCAAGAACUAAUUGAUAAGAGAAAAAAACUAUUGAAGUUCCUCCGGCAAUAUGAUUAUAAGAAGUUUGAAUGGUUGUUAGAAAAACUUAAUAUUGAAUACAAAGCACAUCCUGAUACCUACAACAAGUUAUCGAGAAAGGAAUCAUUAAGAAAACUAACGGAGAUGCAUUGUGAUGAUAUUAAGAACAAGAAACUCGAUGACUACAGAACAUUACUGGAGAGUCAACAAGGACCUUUUCUAACUAGAAAAUUGGAAGAUUUAAAAUUCAUACGAAGUGAACAAAUUGAUUUACAACUACCAAUCACUGUUGCGGAACAGGAUAUAAAGAAAGUCGAGGAACAGCUGAAAGAGUGGACAAUAAAAGAUGAAAUCAAACAAAAGGCUAAGAAAAAGAAGAGGAAUAUUCUAUUGGAAACUGAAUAAUGUAUAUUUAUGUAGGUGUAGUUAAUAAAAUGUGUUUAUAAA